AUGUCCAUCAAAGCACUAAAGGGUCGAGCCCUUUACCGGGUGAUGAGUAUAUGCUGCUCGCUGUCAUUCUGCAUGUACGGUUAUGACGCCGGCGUGCUAGGAGGAGUGCAGACCACAAAGCCUUUUCUCGACGCAAUGAAUCACCCAACCGGCACCUAUGUCAUUCCCAUGAUUGCCUCCUCAUACACUCUUGCCGCUGCCGUGUGCUCUCUCGCGGUCACGAUGCUCGGUAUGCCUCUCGGUCGACGAGGGUGCAUCCUGAUGGGUGAUGCCUUUGUAAUCGUCGGUGCGAUUCUGCAAGCGUCCGCCUGGUCCGUCCCACAAAUCAUAGUUGCUCGUGUGUUGUGUGGGUUCGGAAUAGGUUUCGUGAGCUGCUCGGUGCCGACGUAUAUGGCUGAGAUGAGUAUAGACUCUAAAGAGCGAGGUCCUGAAGUCGCUAUCCAAUGCGUCUGGCUGAUCUCAGGCGUGGCACUUGCUUAUUGGAUUGACUUUGGCUUUACAAGAAUGUCGAACCAGGUGUCAUGGAGGUUUCCCAUUGCAUUUCAGGCAGCCUUUGCAUCAGUUUCUAUCGUUGGGAUGUGGUUCCUUCCAGAUACGCCUCGCUGGUUGUAUGCCAGAGGACGGGAGGACGAGGGCGAUGAGGUCGUCAUGAGACUGCAUGAUCGACCUCGCGAAGACUCACGUGUGCAAGCCAUGAGACAAGAGAUCCUGGCUUCAAUCCGGUUAGAGGAGGAAGAUGAGCACAAAUUCAACCCUCUCGAUUUGCUCUGGGACAAAAGUGAUCUCAGAGCAGGACGCAGGAUCAGAAUCUCCUUCUUGGUCUUGUCGAUACAACAGAUGAUGGGUAUCAAUCUCUCCGUCUACUAUUCGACCGUGAUAUUCUCGCAAGUCGGUCUUUCACCUUUCCUCUCGCAACUCCUGGCCGCAGUAAUGAACACCGGUUUUGCAGCAGGGACGUAUUUCCUUCCGUCCACAAUCGAACGUUUUGGCCGCCGCGGUGUCAUGAUUUGGUCGGCUGUGGUGUUGACCAUAUGCAUGCUGAUUUUCGUCAUCAUGAUCGGCCUUCCGAACCCGACGCUCGCUACGCAGUGGGUCGCUGUGGCUGUGGUCAUCGUAUACAACUUCGUCUUCGGAUAUGGCUGGAUCGGUGUCCCUUGGCUCUAUGGCCCUGAAAUCGCGCCCCUCAAACUUCGCCAUCUCGGCGGUGCGGCCGGUGCCUUCGGCGAGUGGCUAUUCAGCUUCAUCACGGUCUUUGCGGGUGGUAUUGCACUGCAAAACGUUGGCUGGAAGAUUUGGAUAUGGAUGCUUUUGUCUUGUGCGGUCGCCGUGCCGUUCGUAUAUUACAUGUGUCCGGAGACUACAGGGAAAACACUCGAAGAAAUCGACCUCAUCUUUGCAAAGCCGGAGAUACGCGAUUCCGCGCUCGCGGCGCGAAUGGUCCAUGAUCAUCGCCAGGAUGGCGUGGGUGAGAAGGUGGACAUCGCGUUCGAGGAGAAAGAGGAUGUGUGA
Molecule: messenger RNA, 1509 nt
Organism: Exophiala xenobiotica
Lineage: Eukaryota; Fungi; Ascomycota; Eurotiomycetes; Chaetothyriales; Herpotrichiellaceae
Exons: 6
Coding region: 1-1509 (502 amino acids)
Biological process (GO): carbohydrate transport; transmembrane transport
Cellular component (GO): membrane
Molecular function (GO): carbohydrate:proton symporter activity
Source: RefSeq, a predicted model, not a curated record